Molecule: messenger RNA, 1621 nt
Organism: Diceros bicornis minor
Lineage: Eukaryota; Metazoa; Chordata; Mammalia; Perissodactyla; Rhinocerotidae
Product: signal-regulatory protein beta-1-like
Exons: 6
Coding region: 87-1334 (415 amino acids)
Biological process (GO): positive regulation of phagocytosis; positive regulation of T cell activation
Cellular component (GO): plasma membrane
Source: RefSeq, a predicted model, not a curated record
AAGGCUUCCCCUCUCAUCACAGAGCACAGAGUCCCAGGACUCUCCAGAACAACAUUCAGACAGAGCAGGCUCCAGGGGCCACCACGAUGCCCAUCCGUACCUCCCCGUGCCCCCUGCCUCUGCCAUCCCUGCUCUUGCCUCUCCUGCUGGGACUCACAGGAGCGGCAGGUGCGGAGGAGCUACAGGUGAUUCAGCCUGAGAAGUCAGUAUCCUUCGCAGCCAAAGAGACGGCCACUCUGCGCUGCACCCUGACCUCCCUGCUCCCCGUGGGGAACGUCCAGUGGUUCAGGGGGACAGGCCCAGGCCGUGAGUUAAUCUACAAUUUCAAAGGAGGCCACUUCCCUCGAGUAACAAAUAUUGGAAACACCACAAAGAGAAACAACACGGACUAUUCUGUCCGCAUCAGUAACAUCACCCCAGCAGACGCCGGUAUCUACUACUGUGUGAAGUUCCAGAAAGGGAGCCCUGAUGACGUGGAGUUUAAGUCUGGACCAGGCACCAAGUUGUUUGUGCGUGCUAAGCCCUCUCUUCCAGAGGUCUCUGGUCCCUCAAACAGGGCCAGCCCAGGAGAUGGAGUGAAUCUAACCUGCACAUCAACUGGCUUCUUUCCCAAAAAUGUAUAUCUGAAAUGGUUUGAAAAUGGAGUGGAGCUUCCAGCCCGUCAGACUGACAUCUUCCCACCUGGAGACGCUUUCUCCUACACCAUUAUCAGCACCACCCUGGUGACUCUUGCCCUCUCCUCACUCCACUCCCAGGUCACCUGCCAAGUGGCUCACAGUGAAUUGCAGAGCCCCCUCAGUAGCCAUGUGAACAUCUCCAAAUUCCUCCACGUUGUGCCCACAGUGAAUGUAUCGAUACACCGUGUCCCAAGUCUCCAGGCGGCCAUCCUCGCCUGCCAUGUGCAAAGGUUUUACCCCGAAGGCAUACAAAUCACCUGGAUGCAGAAGAACGGAUGUUUCCAGACCUGUGAGGCUGUCGCCCCCACCAAGAACCCAGAUGGUACAUUCAGCCAAGACAGUCAUCUCCUGGUCAACGCCUCAGAGGACAAAGGGCUGUUCACCUGCCAAGUGGGGCGUGAGGCUCAGACAUGGGUCCAGGCCAGCGUGCAGCUGAGCGAGUUUAGAGAAAAGCAAGCGAGUUGGGGUGCCAUAGCAUCCAGCUCCCUCUUUGGGACCCUCCUCCUGCUUGGCUGGAAGCUGAUUCCCCUGAUUGCACUUUCCAUCAUCUACGUCCUCAGGAGGAGCCUCCCUUCCAGGAGGACUGACCCAGGAGGGACACUUGCCGUGAUGCCUGCAGCUGCUACUGCAGCUUCUCCCGCCUCAUCCGCCCUCUGAGACCUGUCCAGUGUGGCUGCCCCUCCCUGUCUGCUGCAGCCCCCAGAGUGGGUGACAGCCUGGACUGGGAAUAUCAGUAGUGAGAGGUGGGCUUCACAUCCUAUGCAGGAAGAAGCUUCUCUCAAGAUUCAGGGCACGAAGUCCAUGAUCCUGAGCAAGAAACCAGCAGAGGCAGGACAGGCUCCUGCCCAGGGGCAGACACAUACCUGCAGUUCUGAAGGCCCCUUCCUGGCUCCUCAAGGAAAGCCCAUUGUGGGUGGGGUUAAAGCAAACACUUGUGGCCAAUA